Pezoporus flaviventris is the source of this 1424-nucleotide messenger RNA. RefSeq names its product maestro heat-like repeat-containing protein family member 7. The transcript is spliced from 10 exons. NCBI's taxonomy places the organism in Eukaryota, Metazoa, Chordata, Aves, Psittaciformes, Psittacidae. Bases 171 to 1424 code for a protein of 417 amino acids. Gene Ontology annotation, cellular component: cytoplasm. The record is from RefSeq and is a predicted model, not a curated record.
UAGUGACACGCCCUCUCUGACCCACCAUGGUGCCCUUAGUGACGUGCCCUUUAUGACCUACCAUGGUGCCCUCAGUGACGUUCCCUUUCUGACCCACCAUGGUGCCCUUUGUGACGUGCCCUAGGUGACCCCCCAGGCCACCGUAUAAAAGGCAACGGGUCAUACCGCUCAUGCCAGUGUCCGGCAGGACAGUGACGGGACAGAGCGGGAGCGCAAGGCUGGCGCAGACCCCUGAGCGCAGCCCACGUUGUUCCCCGCUGCCCCAGCAGCCCUGCGGUGCCGAGACACUUCUUGGAACAUUCUUCGUUCCCCGCGCUACACCUUUGCCUUGUCUGAUGAGGAUGGCGGAGGGACACGCUGCAUCCAUGCAGUUCAUCCAGACUUUUCUGGAGAGCUCAGUGAAGGAGGAGGCUCAGAAGAUUCGGUUCCUGCAGACCGUCUCCACCCUGAGCAAGGAUGCCAGAGAUGAGGGCUUCACACAGAAACUGAAGGAGUUCUACCACCGAUUUCAGGUGGCAAAGAACAUCGAGGCGCUGGUGGAAGAGGAGCCCGUGGACCACCUGCACACGGCCGUGCGGCAGCAAGCCAUGCUUGCCCUCGCCCAUAUGAGCAAAGUGGAGAUGGCACUGGGGGGCAAGAAGAAAAGCCUUUUAGAGGCCUGUUUCAGGAGUGUCUUCUUGCUUCCUCCUAAAACAGACAUGCAGGGCCUAGACAAUUUCCUCUACUUUAAGACCCUGGAUGCCAUGGACAUCCUGCUUAAGAGCUUGGUGCUCAGCUCCCCUGGCUGCAAGGACCUGAGGAUUAUCUUGCAGAUGCUGCUGCCUUUCACCGACACUAAGAAUGCAGCUGCAUGUGAAAGGGCUGUGGUCAGGAUUGGGAAGCUGGUCGAUUUGAUGGACAGCUCUUCCUCGGUGCAGGUCUGGAGCUUGCUUACAGAUGACAACAGCUCUUCCCACGGCGACGCUAUCCAUGACCGCCUCCUGGGACAGCUGCUGGGACAUCUCAUUGUUUGCUGGACUAGCAAGAUCUGGGAGAUCCAGUAUGAGGCUUUGGAUACUCUUCAUUACCUCUGCAGAUGCAUCCAGCAGCAAAAAUGUGUGACAUCACCAGAGGAUGAUCUAAAGCAUCCCCAGUGUGGAGGCGAAAGGAAAGCUGGGAAACCCUCCUGGCUUUCCGUGUGCAGCACCAGGAGCAUUGUAAAGGUAAUGAGCUUCUCCCUUGCUGGGCCUUGUCCAGGGCAUCAGCAGGAGACUGGUGCAUUUGGGGAAGACCUCCGACCCCCUGAUAAGACGGUCAUCCUUGUCAAGGCCAUCGAGGCCAUGAGAGACUCAUGCACAUGCGACAAGGAGGAACUGAUCAGCAUUGUGGAUGUGGCCAUGACAGAACCUGCCUCCUGGCUGACGGAGGUGCCUCAGGCACCUUGA